AUGAACAGAAACCCAGAUAAGGAAAAACUUGAAAAGCUUGAUACUCUUACAUUAAUUUGUGUCUGUGUGACGAAAAUGGAGGUAAUUAGGGCGGUGUCCGCGGCAGUGAUACUGAAGCUAGAAGAUACGAUGAAUGAAGAAUCUGUAGCCGAUAACAAAAAACUGAAGCAUCAACUCCAGAUGCUCCAAAAGUCUCUCGAACAGCAGGAAAAAUUCUUAGAUGAAGAGGAUGUAUCCCAAAAAACAAGGGACCAUCUUCUUAACCUUUAUGAGGUCGAGGAUGAAAUCGACAUAUUUUCCUUUCAAGUUGCUCGACAGAGGAAAACAUUCUUUUUCAAGAACUUCAGUUCUUGUCGUAGGCUAAAACAGAAGAUGAAAAAAAUCCAGAGCCGGAUUUCCAGUUCUGAAGAUGUGGUAUCUGCUAUUCCUGGUUUGAUCAACUGUUCCAAGAGUGAUCAAUGGUCAGUUAAUAGCCCUCACACAGGCAUUUCUGAUACAACCACCAGCGAAGAAUAUCACAGCGAUGAUGAUGACGAUGAAGAUGAUGAUUUCUAUUAUGAAACACAAGCGUUGACGUUGAAGCAAAAGAGUGUGUCAAAUGUUUGGCCCAUUUCAGAAUCCCCGAGUCCUGAACACAAGAAACUAACCUUCAGCUAUUCUUAUAAAGAAAAAGAAAGGAACAUGCGAGGUUCCAAAGAAGAGAAUCUACAUUACCCAAAGCAGAUACCGACUUUCUUUCACCAAGAAGAAGUAGGCAUUUUUGGGCUGAAAGAUGAUGUUAAAAUCCUGGUGAAACGGCUUACGCGGCAUCAAGAAGCGUGUGUUUCAAGAUUCACUGAUGAUGAUGUUACAAGUGUGGUGAAACAACAAUCAAAGCAAAAAGAAAUGUUUGUCCAAGUUGUUGGCGAGGUGGGUUCCGGAAAAACCACUCUUGUUCGUGCAAUCUACAAAAACAAAAAGAUCAAGGACCAUUUUGAAUCCCAUGAUUGGAUCUCUAUCAAGCAUGAGGAUACAGCCGAUCAUAUCUUGCUCGGCUUGUUAAAGAACGUCGCAACUGUUAAGAAUAAUGGUGGGGAUACGAGCUUUAAUGAUCAAUCACUAAAAACCAGAGUCUUCAACCACCUCAAGGGUAAGAGGUACUUGAUUGUGUUAGAUGGUGUCAGGAGUUGUCGUCUGCUGGAAGAUCUGAAAGAGGCCUUCCCAUAUGAAGAUAAUGGAAGUAAGAUAAUUUUCACACAACGGAGAUGUCCAGAGACUUACGUGAACAUGAUCACGAUCAAUCCGCAUAAAAUGAAUCAACUAAAUGAAACGGAAAGCUGGAAUAUGUUUCUGAUGAAGGUUGGAAAGGAGUCUGGAAAGAUUUCACCGAGGUUGAAACGUAGGAUCUUGAAUAUAUGCAAGGGUCUCCCUCUCAACAUUGUCCUAAUUGCUAAACUGCUCUCGAAUAAGGGAAUAGAAACAUGGUCCUCGAUAGUUGCUCGUGAUAGAUGUUUUAAUGAUGCUGUAACCUUAUGUUAUGAAGAUCUGAGCAGUAACUCAAAGCUUUGCCUGUUAUACCUCUCGUUUUUCCCAAAAGACUACGACAUUCCAGUACGGAGGUUGCUCAGGCUAUGGCUUGCCGAGGGUUUCGUCAAUGGAAGAUCCGAAGAGAUCUCGAUCUCCCCAGAGGAUGUGGUACAGGGAUAUUUUGAAGAUUUGGUUGAUCGGAGUUUGAUACAGAUAACCAAACUGAGAUCCGACAACAGCCCUAGACACUGUCAGUUAAUUUCUGUUCUUCAUGACUAUCUCCUGCAAAAAGCCCGUGACAUCAGCCUGUUCAACAUCCACCGCAAUUCUGAAUCUUUUGAGAAUGCUGCAGGUCCCUUUGGUGUUCGUCGGAUGGUUCACCACAUGAACUCCGUCGGAGCCCUUGCCACCACCACUAGGGCACAUGGUCAGAUGACAGAGAGAAACAAAACACAUGUUCGUUCCUCGUCUUCCACAAGAUACCUUUCUUGUUUCUCUGUGAGAUGUAGUGAAAACAUACAUGAUACAGAGAUGCGUGGAGAGAUUUCGACUUUUGAUCCCUCUCUUUUGAGGUCUUACGUGUCGUUUAACUCCCAUGGUAAGGACAUCGCAGAAAAACAAGUGGGUAAACUUUUGGGUAGAAUCAUUGAAAGCAAUUUUCGACUAUUGAGAGUGCUUGAUCUAGAGGGUGUUUACAUGCCUAAUCUACCUCAUAAGCUCGGGCACUUGCAUCAUCUAAGAUACCUAGGACUGAGAAGGACGUUCUUGGAGAGUCUCCCUGAAUCCGUGGGUGAUCUUUCUUAUCUGGAAACCCUAGAUGUGAAGCACACCCGUGUAGAAACUUUACCCGACUCCAUUUGGAAGCUCAAACAGCUUCGUCAUCUAAAUCUGAAUAACAUUCGUCUUGCGAUGCCACCUAGAAGUUCUUCGACUCUAGUCACCCUGUGGGGAUUGGUUUUAGAUGAGAAGAUAUCGGUAAAUGAAGGUGUAGGUAAGUUGCUUAAUCUCAGAGAGUUGGGUGUUAAGUUCAGCUUAAGCGAAACCCAAAGCAUGUUGCUUGACUGGAUUGCUAAGUUGGAAAAUCUUAGGUCUUUGAGGUUGAGAUCUCCAGAUGACAUGAAUCGUUCUUCAAAGAUAAUCUUGAAGCCACUAGUGAAGUUGACUAAACUCUCUCAUCUUGAUCUGUAUGGUACUUUAGAAAGAUUACCUGCUCCAAAUGAAUUCCCGCCAACAGUUAAGGUUCUCACGUUGUCAAUCUCUCGUCUAAACAAGGAUCCAAUGGAGACAUUGGGACGCCUACCUUCCUUGAUUGUGUUGAGGCUCUUGGGGGACUCAUACAUUGGAAAAAGAUUGGUUUGUCAUCGAGGAGGAUUUAAAAAGCUUGAGGUGUUGAAGCUGUGGAAACUGAAGGAUUUAGAGGAAUUGGAUGUGGAGGAAGAAGCAAUGGAAAGCCUCAAAGAAUUAAACAUCAGAGGUUGUGACAAGUUGAAAAACAUCACUUCUAGACUACUGCAAAAACAAAGGUGUUUGGAGGAAUUAGUAUUGACAAAUAUGCCUGAUGACUUGGUAGCUCGGAUCAAGAAAAGAAAAUUCAAGGAUACAUCUCUCACAAUCAACUAUUUGGAAUAA
Messenger RNA from Lactuca saligna, 3135 nucleotides. The record is from the annotation of a GenBank genome assembly. NCBI's taxonomy places the organism in Eukaryota, Viridiplantae, Streptophyta, Magnoliopsida, Asterales, Asteraceae.